Messenger RNA from Daphnia pulex (common water flea), 1480 nucleotides. RefSeq names its product thyroid hormone receptor beta-like. Gene Ontology annotation, molecular function: RNA polymerase II cis-regulatory region sequence-specific DNA binding; nuclear receptor activity; zinc ion binding. The record is from RefSeq and is a predicted model, not a curated record. The transcript has 6 exons. Gene Ontology annotation, biological process: negative regulation of transcription by RNA polymerase II; cell differentiation; retinoic acid receptor signaling pathway. Bases 98 to 1303 code for a protein of 401 amino acids. NCBI's taxonomy places the organism in Eukaryota, Metazoa, Arthropoda, Branchiopoda, Diplostraca, Daphniidae.
CUGUUCAGUUUACUUCGAUCGAAGCUUGUGAUCACAGCUCGACUAUCAGUGUCCCGAGUUGUUUGGUUAUUUCGUAUAAGAUUUGUUAGGGGAAAAAAUGGUUUCCAGGACUUUUCCAGUGUUCGAUUCCAUUAUCAGAGAUCUGGCCGAAAAAUUGGAAGUCGAUGACUCAUUAAUUUGUAAGGAACGAAUGAUGGAACCAAGAAAAGACCAUACAACUUCCGUCAAGGACAAGACUAUAAAAAUCUGCAGCGUUUGCGGUGAUUACGCAUCUGGAUUCCAUUACAAAUGCUGGACUUGUGAUGGCUGCAAGGGUUUCUUCCGGCGUAGUAUCUCAAAGUAUUCAACCUACACGUGUGAGAGGAAUAAUAACUGUGUCAUGGAGAAAUACUCCCGGAACCAUUGCCAGAAAUGUCGUUACGAAAAAUGCCUAGCUGUCGGAAUGGUUCCAAACGCAUCACAAGGCAGCGUACCACCACCCACGCCUACCGAUAACCCAUCGAAAUAUGUCGUGAGGGAAAGCAAUAUCACGCCAAUUUCAAAAACGACCGUCGUCAAGAGACGUUUCCCCCAACAGGUGAUCCAGCGCAAUCCCGUGAACGAGCUACUUGGUCCAAUCGUUCGUGCUUAUCGGGAGACUUUCACUCGAGUCGGACCCAGUCGGAGUAAUUCCCUGCUUCACGUAGACGACACCAAUUCUAUGGGAGUUCUUCAGAUUGGUGACCUUUUAACGCCAACUAUUACCAAAGUCAUCACGUUUGCUAAAGCCCUUCCUGGGUUUAACACUUUCUCUACAGACGACCAGAUUUGCCUAUUAGGAGGAUCGUGUAUGGAGGUUCUCUGUCUGAGAGUUGCACUGAGAUUUGAUGUUGAACGUCAAGGAUUCCAUUUGCGAGGUGAUCGUUUUCUGACUCGAGCCGAUAUUUUAGCUCGACCGGAGCUGGGAAUGUUGUCGCCACUUUUUAACUACGCUCAACGCGUAGCUGAUUUGAAAUUGGACGAAGCUGAGGCCGCCACUGUGAUGGCUACGUGGAUUCUUCAAUCAUCUAGACCUGAUUUGAAAGAACCAGAAGGUGUAGAGGUGUUCCAGGAAUCAAUUAUGAACGUGUCCAUGUCGUACGCCAAGAAUGGAGCUCACGCUUCGGACGAACUGCGGUGGCUGAAAACGCUGAUGACACGUUGUCCACCUUUGCGAGGAAUUUCUGUUUAUACUCUCCCGGAUCGAUUGGCUAUUUAUUUGUUUAUUGAACACGUUGCCACGCUACCCAUUUCUUUCAUGCACCUUUUCGAGGAAGACGAAUGAAUACUUUUGUUCUCCUUAAAAACUAUUCUUAUAUUACUUAAGCGUAGUAAUUCAGUUUUCAUUUUCAAGUCAUCCGUUUUUUUUUUCAAUUAGUUUACAUUAUCAAAUGAAGUACAGACAGUUUCAGUAACUAUAUCGAUGUUUCGUAACGAAAUAUACAAAUUAUGUCCGAUUAAA